AUGGGUUGUGUCAAUAGUACUGAUCAAAACGCCAAAGCAAGAUCGAAACAAAUCGAUGAACAAUUGAAGGCUGAUGGAGAACGAGCGUCCAGAGAAGUUAAAUUAUUGUUGUUAGGGGCAGGAGAGUCUGGGAAAAGCACUAUUGUAAAGCAAAUGAAGAUCAUUCAUGAAACUGGUUAUAGCGAUGAAGAACGAAAGGCUUACAGACCUGUAGUUUAUUCAAAUACUAUACAAAGUAUGAUGGCGAUAAUACGAGCUAUGGGACAACUGAAAAUAGAUUUCGCAGUGCCCAUACGAAAUGAGGAUGCUCGCCAAUUUUUUAUGCUGGCACAGAGUUGUGAUGAAGGGGAGUUACCGCCUGAGUUAGCUGUUUGUAUGAAACGUUUGUGGACAGAUCCAGGAGUCCAGGAAUGUUUUAUGCGCUCCAGGGAAUAUCAGCUCAAUGAUUCUGCUCCAUAUUAUUUGAAUUAUUUGGAUAGGAUAGCACAACCUGGUUACGUACCAACGCAAGAUGAUGUUUUGAGGACGCGUGUAAAAACAACAGGAAUAGUUGAAACUCAUUUUACAUACAAGGAUUUGCAUUUCAAAAUGUUCGAUGUUGGAGGGCAGCGUUCGGAACGUAAAAAAUGGAUUCAUUGUUUUGAAGGUGUGACAGCUAUUAUAUUUUGUGUUGCGAUGUCUGAGUACGAUAUGAGGUUGGCGGAAGAUGAUGAGAUGAAUCGGAUGGUCGAAAGCAUGAAACUAUUUGACUCAAUAUGCAACAAUAAAUGGUUUACGGACACAUCCAUAAUAUUAUUUUUAAACAAGAAAGAUCUUUUCGAAGAAAAAAUCAGAAAAUCACCUUUAACGUUAUGCUUUCCAGAAUAUAUUGGUACAAACACGUAUGAAGAGGCUGCUGCUUACAUACAAUUACAGUUUGAAAAUUUAAAUAAACGCAAGGAUGGUCAAAAAGAAAUUUAUACUCAUUUCACGUGUGCCACAGAUACAAACAAUAUACGUUUUGUUUUUGAUGCUGUAACUGACAUCAUUAUCAAAGAGAACCUACGACAGUGUGGUUUAUUUUAG
Thelazia callipaeda (thelaziosis nematode) is the source of this 1065-nucleotide messenger RNA. The record is from the annotation of a GenBank genome assembly. NCBI's taxonomy places the organism in Eukaryota, Metazoa, Nematoda, Chromadorea, Rhabditida, Thelaziidae.